AUGCCAGCCUCAGAGACGAAUAGUACGGUGUCAGAAGUGAAAGCAUUAGCAGGCAUUGUUAAUGCCACGUUGGAAUCAAGGGCAUACAUCGAAACCAAGCUAUUAUUUCCAAGCAUAAACUGGUCCUAUUUCGUGUCGGAUCAAGUUGAAGAUAAUCCUACUAUUGCCAAUUUAAAACCUACUGAAACCAUUUCCAAGAACGACAAAAACAUACUCAACGUGAUUCAUGAAUUAGUUUUAAAUAUAGAUAAGAAUCGCAAUCGUCAAAAGAUCCUCAACGAUACAAUCACCGCCAAGAACCGCCAGAUUGGUGAUUUAACUCAUCAAGUAGCAGAGUUGGAAAAGAAGUUGGCUACCAAAGAGCACAAGAGCCGCGACUCACUAAUAGACCACACUGCAUUAACGAAACAGAUUGAACAUUUUUCAAGAGCCAAUAAGUUGCAACUGAAGAAUAUCAAAACAUUAACCGCAGCAAAUAAAGAUUUACAGUCAAAAUACCGAGUUGAAUUGAAAAGAAAGAACUUGGAAAUCAGCAAUUUGAAAAACAAAUUAAUCGAAAAGAGAAGUUUGAGUUCGACAAUUGAAUAUGGAAUACCACUAACCCCUUCACUGCGGCAGUCUACAGUGGCAAUUGGUGAAAGUGGACUCGAUGGAAUUUACAACAACAACCCUAUAAUUGACAACAGUAUAAACACGGGGAUAACUUUUGAUAAUGCCGUACUCGCCAAUCUACAAAAAGUCAUCAAAGCUGACUCUUCAGAGUAUAUUAAAUCGCUAACGACGAUAGUUGAGAGUAUAACGGGGGAAAAUUAUAAACUAACGAAAUUUAUCCAUCACAUAAAGGAAUACUUGUCAAUCAUCAACCUACAAAUUGCAAACUACAAGGGUGUUGAGGUAAACUUGGGUAUCCCCAACCCAUCAGAUGCGAUUGAUUUGAAACAGAUAAAUGCAGUGGAUGAAUCGACAGUCCAAAAGUAUUAUAAUGAAAUUGAUAAUUCUGAAAUUGUUGAGUUGCCAUUGGUGAAUGAGUUCUAUAAAUUAUAUCACAAUUUGAAGCAAAUGUUGGAAUUGGUGGCCAAUAUUGGUAUCGAUCAAGAAGCGCAGAAAGUAAUUGAUAAUCUUCGACUGGAUCUCAAAGUCACAAAAGAAUGUUUACAAGAUUCGUUAGAGAUGAAUGAAAAAUGGAAAAAGAUCGCUAGGAAUAAAGAGGGUGCAUGA
Molecule: messenger RNA, 1218 nt
Organism: Lodderomyces margitis
Lineage: Eukaryota; Fungi; Ascomycota; Pichiomycetes; Serinales; Debaryomycetaceae
Exons: 1
Coding region: 1-1218 (405 amino acids)
Source: RefSeq, a predicted model, not a curated record